UUCAUUACUUUUCUUUUAGUCCCUCUAAAGUCUCAACGCAGACCAUGGUGGAGAAUAAUCUCUUCGAGGAUAUUUUCAGAGUAGAAAAACUAAACCCCGAUGAUAAAAAAUUAUUCGAUAAAGUUACUCGAAUUGAAGCAAGGAGUGAAAAGUUUGACAUGUUUAUGCACCUUGAUAUCAAUUCUGAGAUAUAUCCAUUAAAGGUUGGUCAGAAGUUCACCCUUGUGCUGGUUUCAUCACUUAAUCCUGAUGGAACACCAGACACUGGCUAUUAUACACAGAUCAAUCGACAAUCACUGGCCAACAAUUUUGAAUAUGUCAUGUAUGGGAAGCUCUACAGGAUAACAGAGGCUUCUGGGCGUGAAAAGGCGGAGCUAAAUAUUUCAUUUGGUGGGCUUCUGAUGCUGCUGAAGGGAGAUACCUCUCAUUGCAACAAAUUUGAGCUUGAUCAGAGGUUGUAUCUUCUUAUAAGGAAAGUCUGAAAAUUGUAUUUAAAAAGAAUGGAGGAUGUGAAUCCUUGUUGUGGCAAAAGCACAGCAGCUACUUCCAACUUAAAAAGAAACGAGCAUCUCUACUAUGAGUCUCAAAUUUAGUAUUUAGGUGUUAUAACAAAUUGUAUUGGUUCA
This is a messenger RNA of Vigna umbellata (rice bean), 626 nucleotides long. The record is from RefSeq and is a predicted model, not a curated record. NCBI's taxonomy places the organism in Eukaryota, Viridiplantae, Streptophyta, Magnoliopsida, Fabales, Fabaceae.